AUGUCGGGCUCAAUGCAUAUGUCUCGGCUCCGUAAUUGGUUCCUUUCCUCUCCGCCAGCCGAAUACGCCAUCAGCGGCCUCAAGGAGCUACUGAUCGGCGCUCUUCAACAAGGCCCUAUUCCGCAGCAUGUCGCGUUCGUCAUGGACGGCAACCGCCGCUUCGCUCGGUCGCACGGCAUUGAGACCGUGGAAGGACACAACCUGGGAUUCGAAGCUUUGGCGAGGAUUCUCGAGGUUUGCUACAAGAGCGGAGUGAAGGUAGUCACGAUCUACGCCUUCAGUAUCGAGAAUUUCAAACGUUCCAAGUUCGAGGUGGACGCGCUUAUGGAAAUCGCAAAAGUGAAGCUGUCGCAGAUGGCACAGCAUGGAGACAUUUUGGAUCGAUACGGGGCAAAGGUCGGCGUUCUGGGCCGUCUUGACCUGCUCAAGCCCGACGUGUUGGAGGCCGUGAACAAGGCCGUUGAAAUGACCAGCCGCAACGGAGACCGCGUCCUCAACAUCUGCUUCCCCUACACCUCCCGCGAUGAGAUCACCAGUGCUAUUCGCGAUACGGUCGAUGACUACAGCACACCUAUUCAGCAUGCGCACUCCGGUGCUGCGUCUGCGCGCACUCCAUUCUCGGAGUCUCAUAUUACCAAUAACAUCCGCGCCCAGACACGAACAUACGAUACGCCUAGCGAUUCCGAGUCCACGUCCGGCUCUUCCGCACAAGAAGACGACACAUCCCGGAAUGGUCGUGGUAUAUACGAGUCCGGAUCAUCCUUUUCGUCCUCAACGACCCUACACCUCGGUCCAGAAUCCAAGGGCUCACCACACCGACCCGCCAACGAAAGCCCUCUCUAUAUCUCCCCCGAAACCAUCUCCCGCCAAACCCUCAACGAUCACAUGUUCACCAAGGGCACACCGCCCUUGGAUAUUCUCAUUCGUACCUCGGGCGUCGAGCGCCUGAGCGACUUCAUGCUCUGGCAGACGCACGAGAACACCGAGAUUAAGUUCCUGGAAGUCAUGUGGCCCGAGUUUGACUUGUGGCACUUCCUACCCGUGCUCCUCGGGUGGCAACGACGCAUUUCCAAGUCGCGGCAAGAUCCCGAUGCUGAGGGUAACUUUGCCGGCGAGGAAGAAAUGGACAUGCUGCUGCGUCAAGGUGCAAAGGCCAAAGACAUCUAG
Messenger RNA from Penicillium brevicompactum, 1167 nucleotides. Its product is annotated as undecaprenyl diphosphate synthase family protein. Lineage: Eukaryota; Fungi; Ascomycota; Eurotiomycetes; Eurotiales; Aspergillaceae. Bases 1 to 1167 code for a protein of 388 amino acids. Gene Ontology annotation, molecular function: ditrans,polycis-polyprenyl diphosphate synthase [(2E,6E)-farnesyl diphosphate specific] activity. Gene Ontology annotation, cellular component: dehydrodolichyl diphosphate synthase complex; membrane; endoplasmic reticulum. The record is from RefSeq and is a predicted model, not a curated record. The transcript is spliced from 2 exons.